GUCACUGAUCACUACUGUCACUUUGGACUUCACUUCAAUUCAAUUUCAAUCAAUAUUCAGUAGUUUAGUUAGUUACUAUCACAAGUUAUCACUAUGUCAUGUCAGUGUAAUUAGUAAUAAGUAAUCAAUCUUCAAAUAAAAAUCACUCAAGUACAUUUUUUUAGUCAUGAAGUCUAAUAAUCUAGGCCUAUUCUAUGGGGCAUCGGCAUUAACUUAAAAUUAUUAAAGGCUUUAAUGAUCAGAUUACCUACUUUGAUUUUCAACUAUUUUAGAAAUUUAAUGAACAACUUUUUAUCAUGAAUAAAAUCGUGAAAUUUAACAACCAGACCGCUGGUAGGGAUAAACUUGCCAGAUUAUUGCAAUAUGCCAGUCGAGUCACUUGGUAUUACAUGCAUCAAUUGAAUGCAAGUCAUAAAUCAAUUGAUGCAAUCAAGAGCUUAGAAUUUACACUGAGCACCUUUCGGAAACUUUUGAGGAUGGGAAGAUUCCUGGACACACUGUAUAGUGCUCUAGCUGCAAUGCACUACGCAGAGGCUGUGGUCCGCUACACCUCCACGUUCUCAAAGAUCGCUCACGCAGUGUACUUGUUCUGUGACCAUCUGUUGUGGCUGGCCAGAGCCGGCUUUGCCGAUCUCAACACAGACAAGUGGGUCCAAAGGGCGAACAAAUGCUGGUUGUACUCCAUUACCAUGAACUUAGUUAGGGACGUGUAUGAGAUAAACCGUCUUUUGGAAGCCAACAAGGCGAAAAGCCAACGCAAAGCUUCGGUUAGUUUGACGAAACUUGCUCUGCAAAAUAAAGACUUGGUGGUGGACACUUUGAAGAAUGGCUGUGACUUUUUCAUACCCUUGACAGCAUUAGGGUAUGUAAGACUGAGCCCCGGUACAGUAGGGAUGCUAGGAGUGGUGUCAUCGGUAGCUGGUAUCCUAACAAUUGUUAAUCCAAUGUACAAGUUGUGCCCUCCUUGAAGACACUCGGGCCUCCAAAACAAUUCUGAGGGGCCUUCUAACUGUUAUGUAUUUUUGGAUGUUGUUUUUGUCGGAUUCAUCUGCGUUUUUAUCCAUUUCUGCAAAUGGUUUGACUUCGGUUUUGUGAUGUGAAGUAACUAUAAGUUCAUUGUGAAUUAUGACAAAAGUUUGUAAGAUAAAGGUUAAAUACCAACAUAACAUUAUGUAUAGUUUUAGAACAUGUUGAUAGUAUAAGAAUUAAGCAGCAUUUUCUCACUCUUGUUACCAAAAAUUUAAAAUAUUGGUGUAUUGAAGUAUUGAAUUGGGUAGAUCUUGUAAUAUUUAGGACUUUAGAGGUUUGGACACAAAUUAUUUGACCAACUAUUUUUAGACUAUUGUGUAAUCUAGUUUAAAAGUGCAUUGAAGAAAGUAAAAGCUAAAGUACUGUCUUGCUUCAUUCCAAGAACAAUUUUUUGGCAGCCAGGUUGUACCAUAUAAAAUGUAAACUAUUUGAUACUGUACGUAAAUAACAACCGGAAGUGUAUUCUAUAUUAGCAGAUUGUUUGGAACAACUGUGUUUUGAACAGGGUUACAACUAUACUUGCAUCUUAGUGCAGGCUUCACUAUUUUAUUGUUAACGUUUUUGUUAAACUUUGUUAUUUAUUUUUACUCUAUAAUCAAUAAAACAUAAUCUUCUGAAAGUAUUU
Messenger RNA from Macrosteles quadrilineatus (aster leafhopper), 1654 nucleotides. It is a transcript of the gene Pex11ab, whose product is annotated as peroxisomal membrane protein 11B. The record is from RefSeq and is a predicted model, not a curated record. Bases 297 to 968 code for a protein of 223 amino acids. Gene Ontology annotation, biological process: peroxisome fission; regulation of peroxisome size. Lineage: Eukaryota; Metazoa; Arthropoda; Insecta; Hemiptera; Cicadellidae. The transcript is spliced from 3 exons. Gene Ontology annotation, cellular component: peroxisomal membrane.